This is a messenger RNA of Micromonas pusilla CCMP1545, 1029 nucleotides long. RefSeq lists its product as uncharacterized. NCBI's taxonomy places the organism in Eukaryota, Viridiplantae, Chlorophyta, Mamiellophyceae, Mamiellales, Mamiellaceae. The transcript has a single exon. Bases 77 to 976 code for a protein of 299 amino acids. The record is from RefSeq and is a predicted model, not a curated record.
CGCCCGCUGCCGCGCGUCCAGGACACCCUCACUCCACCCCCGGUCGUCGUCGUUCGCGUGCGCGGCGUCGACGCGCAUGGCGCCGAAGCACGACGCGAAGCCAUCCUUCCCCGAAAAAUACGUCGUUCCCGAGCGAUGGACGCCCCCAGGCGACCUCGGCGGGAAGUUUGGCGGGAUGAACCGCCCGACCGCGGGCGCGCGGUUCGAAAGAGCCCUCCCAGUCGGGAAGCACCCUCUGCAGCUGUACUCCCUCGGGACGCCGAACGGGCAGAAGGUGACGGUGUUGCUCGAAGAGUUGGGGCUCGACUACGACGCGUGGAAAUGCGACAUCGUCGCCGAUCCGCCCGCGCAGUUCAGCUCCGGGUUCGUGGAGGCGAACCCGAACUCGAAGAUCCCGGUGCUGAUGGAUCACAGGGACGCGAAAAGUCACGGCGCGCCGCCGACGCGGGUGUUCGAGAGCUGCCACAUCUUGUUGCACCUGUGCGAAGCCGCCGGCGCGAGCGGAGAAAAGUUUCUACCGAGCGCGCGCGUCGAUCCGCGCGGACGGACGGAGUGCCUCAACUGGCUCUUCUGGCAGGCUGCCUCCGCGCCGUACAUCGGCGGCGGGUUCGGGCACUUCUACAACUACGCGCCCGCGAACUAUCAGUACGCGAUCGACCGGUUCGCGAUGGAGACGAAGCGACAGCUGGACGUGUUGGAUAAGCAACUCGCGGGGAAAACCUUCGUGGUGGAACGAAACGACGACCGAUACGGGGACGCGCCGACGAUCGCGGACUUUGCGAUCUACCCGUGGGUGAAGUGCAUCGACGUGCACUACGAGGCUGGGGAGUUUCUAUCGUUGAAGGAGGACUACGCGAACAUCACGCGGUGGUGCGAGACGUUGGAACGACGGGAAGGGGUGAAGAGGGGGAUGCGGGUGAACGCGUUCGGGCCGGGCGCGGUGGAGGAGCGGCACAGCGCCGCGGACUUUGAUUAGCACGUGUACGAGGUGUAGUCGCGGUUCAUUGUGUGGUAGUACAUUCUUUAUUC